This is a messenger RNA of Cuscuta epithymum, 2887 nucleotides long. Lineage: Eukaryota; Viridiplantae; Streptophyta; Magnoliopsida; Solanales; Convolvulaceae. The record is from the annotation of a GenBank genome assembly.
GUUUUACAACAAGAUAUCUAUCAUUCUUUUUUGGUUUAUGGUCGACAAGAUUAUAAAUGUGAGGAGUGAUCUGCACCCACGAGUCUGAGCCCAGAAAGGAGUGAGGCAAUGAGAGGGACGGGAGUUUACUGAAAGGGCAGUUGCCUCCCUCUCAUCUGCGCAUGAUUCAUCCAUGCCCCUCUCAAACCGCCCUUUCUUCUUUCUUCCUCGCAAGAAAGAAACUACAGAAAAGAAAAGAAAACAACAAAACACAACCUUUUCCAUCGAUCAUGAACUCGCUCUGCUUUCUUUAUUCGAUCUUGCUGUCUGCAUCUGAAACUGCUGCUGGCUGUGAUGAUAUGGACUUCUGUUUUUCUCUUCCUUUCUGGGCUACUAAUUUUGAGGUAUUUGGAAGACCCGAUCCGUAUCUUGGCGGGGCAACCCGGAAAAGGACCCGGUUGUUGCAGCCAUGGCAGUCUCGGCUAUCCAUUUCCCUCGGGAGAAACAGAUCUGAGCCUCUCAAAGGAGUUUUUUGUAAAUUCCAUAAAAAUUUGAUAUUUUCUUGUAUCCAAUUAUAAAAGUCUUACUGUUGGGUAUAUCCUUUUAUUUUUAUGCACAGACGGAGUAUUAGAUUUCUUCAUUUAUCAGUACAUCUAAGUACUAUCCUACCAAAUUCCUUUUGAAAUUUAAGUGGAACUAUUUUUGUUCAUUUUAGUGUAAGAUGUUUUUAGGAUGUUUUUGAAAUUUUAGUGUAAGAAAGUUUGGCCUGACUUGUUUAAGUCUGUUCUGGUUUCGAACUGAAAACGGUCCAACCAAAAACAUCCUUAGAGUGCAUGUGAGGAUGGGACAUAUAUAUUAUACUAAUCUUUAUGAAAUCUGACAUUUACCACCAUUAUUGCCAUACAUCACUUAUACCAAUACCAAAUUACCAAUUACUUAAAAAUUUAGCCGACAAAACAUGUAUACGUACUAUUUGUUAUUUUUAAUACUCCCUCCGUCCCAAUUUGUAAGAUACAUUUCGGUUUACGAUGUUUGACUGACAAUAAAGCAAAUUGAUCCCUGUCAACACCCAAAUUAGUUCUAGAAAAUAAAAUUUACAUAUUCAAAAACUACAUUAAAUCCGCUACAAAACCUGCAAAAAAUAAUUCAAACUUCAUAAACUUUUGAUAUAUAAAAUAAAAGUUUAUGAGUGAUUUAUGUUGACCAAGUGAAUAGUAAAUGUAUCUUACAAUUUGGGACUGAGGGAGUAGUAGUUUUUAAAGUAAAAACAACCUACAAGAAGUUAUAACUCCAUUGUUGAAAGCUAUAUUUUUGUUGCUUGAAGUCAUAUAGUUCACAAUUGAUAACUGAAUAUUGAACUCACACUUUUUUCUAUGUAUAUGUAUGUUUUGAAUAAAAUGCUGAAGUGAUCUAUUGAGUGAAAGAGUCAAUCUGGUGUGUGCCUUAAUUUUGAUAACUGUUUACUCCCUCUCCCCCUAACUUUGUCCUAUUUUACCUUUUUCGUCCAUCCUACUAAAUUUGUCCCAUUUCAUUUUUGGUAAUAUUUGAGUAGUUACAAUUCAUUCUUACGCUAUUCACAUUUUAUAAAUUUAAUACCAAUAAUACAAAUUCACUUUUCUUAAUAUUUGCACCACUCCCUUUUGUUCCAAUGUUAGAUGGGCGGAAGUAGUACUCCGUAUUAUUUAUGCAGAAAAUGAGGUGAUAUUUUUUGUAAGUAAAGUGAUUUUUUAGACUGCAAACUUCAUUACCAGAAACAGAAAUGUGCAUAUUUUUACAUCUUUCCAAUAUAUAAUGGGAAUGACCAUUCUCACGAGAGAUUAACUAUAUAUAUAUAUAGACACACACAAGUAUACAACACCCUUGCCUUAUUUCUUAAAGAGCUUGGGGUCGGUUGACAUGAAUUGACACAUGAUAUCGGAGUUUAAAACAAUAUAUAGAGAAAGAUGGAGAGCAAUGUAAGAACAAUCCAUAUACACGUACACAAACAAUGAGGAUCAUAGUAUAUUCAUCCUUUUGUCCUUAUUUUUCUGGGGUGAAGGACUGGAGGAAAGGGAUUGCAUAACUGGGUGAUGAUGAUAUUUAGCCCUUCCUUGUUCAUUCUUGGCAUUGAUGUGAUCUGACCCGUAUCUUGGUGGGGCAACACUCAUGGUUCAUGAGUCUCAUCACUCUCAUGCGCACCAGAUGUUGCAGCCAUGGCAGAAUCGUCCUGAUAACUGAUGGCUUUGCUGAACCUUUGUUUGGGGCAAUUCUGGAAUGGCCAUCUUAUUGCAGCCAUGGCGGAUUGCUCUUCUCAUUACCUCCCGCAGACACAAAUCUGAGCCUCCGUAAAAGAGUUCAGGAAGAACAGCCCUUAUGGAAGUAUCUUCAACAAUGUUGUACAUCUCAAUAGAAAAGGAUGAGGCACCAGAGGUGAGUUUGGAUUUUUUCUGGGUGGUUGCCCUCCCUCUGUAGCCAAUGAUUUCCUCCACCUUUAAAAAUAAGUAACCAACAACCCUCUGCAUUCUCGUAGAGAAUGUCUAUGCAGUAUGUAUGUAUAUGCAUGCAUGUCAUCAUCAUUACCCCAGUGCAGCACAGGCUUCCACCUAAAGUGGGGUAAGGGGUGUUGGAUGUACGCAGCUUUACCCCUGUACGCAACCUUGGCUGUGUCACUUUGUCACAAAUAUCUUAUUCUUAGUUUGCAGCUUUCCAUUUUCCUUUCUAAUUUUCUUUUGGUUGUCUUAUUUGGAUGCAAAUGGACCUUGCAUCUGAGACUUUGAUGAUUAUUGUUAAUGAAAAUUUCAGAUUUUCAGUCUGGCUUGUAUUUUGGCGUGGCAGAUUUUUUUUCUUGCAGCCAUGGUAGAUUUGUUGUACAUAGUAUUUUCGAUUGAUAGAGUAAAUGUUAUCCUGAACCUCAUUAUAUUUGUUUUCG